UGUGCAUUCAGAUACUACUUUUCUUUUUCUGGAUGUGGAGAGCAUUUCUCAUCAUGAGUCCUUUGGAAAUGUCUUGGAUCGUUGUACUGCUAAGAAGAACUAAGUUUAUCACAGCUGAUCAUCACAAUGUCAAGCAGAGUUGCCUUGGGGGGAAUCAUGAGAAAGUGAUUGGAACUCUAGGGGAGGAGAACAUUAUGAAGUCAAACAUUGACAAGAAAUUCUCAGCUCAUUAUGAUGCAGUAGAAGCUGAGCUCAAGUCCAGCACCGUGGGUCUUGUGACCCUGACUGACAUGAAGGCCAAACAGGAAGCGCUGGUGAAGGAGCGGGAAAAGCAGUUGGCCAAGAAGGAACAGUCUACAGAACUUCAGCUAAAGCUAGAGAAACUUCGAGAAAAGGAACGCAAGAAGGAAGAGAAGCGGAAGAUCUCGAGUCUAUCCUUCACCUUGGAUGAGGAAGAGGAACCUGAGGAAGAAGAUGAGGAAGAUGGGGUUGAGGAAGGUGUAAGAGGAGAAGACAUGAACAAGAACAGACGUGGUUCCUACCCUCAGAGAGUUAACAGUCUGAAUGGAGAAGCAGUCCCUUCAAAGAAGAGAAAAUUGGGGAAGAACCCCGAUGUGGACACAAGCUUUCUUCCCGACCGUGACCGAGAGGAAGAGGAAAAUAGGCUCCGAGAGGAACUUCGGCAGGAAUGGGAGGCCAAGCAGGAGAAGAUCAAGAGCGAAGAAAUUGAAAUCACGUUUAGCUACUGGGAUGGAUCUGGACACCGAAGGACUGUAAAGAUGAAGAAGGGGAACACAAUGCAACAGUUCCUGCAAAAGGCACUGGAGAUCCUGCGGAAAGACUUCAGUGAGCUGAGGUCAGCAGGAGUGGAACAGCUGAUGUACAUCAAGGAGGAUCUGAUUAUACCUCAUCAUCACAGUUUCUAUGACUUCAUUGUCACCAAAGCCAGAGGGAAGAGUGGCCCACUCUUUAACUUUGAUGUCCAUGAUGAUGUUCGGCUGCUCAGCGAUGCCACAGUAGAGAAGGAUGAGUCACAUGCAGGAAAGGUGGUGCUAAGAAGUUGGUAUGAGAAGAACAAGCAUAUUUUCCCAGCCAGCCGCUGGGAACCCUAUGACCCAGAGAAAAAGUGGGACAAAUACACGGUGAGGGGCUAG
Molecule: messenger RNA, 1154 nt
Organism: Dromiciops gliroides (monito del monte)
Lineage: Eukaryota; Metazoa; Chordata; Mammalia; Microbiotheria; Microbiotheriidae
Gene: FAM50A
Product: family with sequence similarity 50 member A
Exons: 13
Coding region: 33-1154 (373 amino acids)
Biological process (GO): chromatin organization
Cellular component (GO): nucleus
Source: RefSeq, a predicted model, not a curated record